UGUUCACUUUCUAUAAAGGUUUUAAAAGCAUUUCAGCUGAAAUUAAAAAAUGGUUCAAUUUAAACAUGGAAUUUGCGAUUGUUUUAGCGACUGCUCGUUAUGUCUCAUAACGUACUUUUUACCUUGUAUAACUGCGGGUAAAAACGCCGAACAUGUUGACAAAAGCUGUUGUUUGUACGGAUUUUUAGGAGUAACUUGUGUUGGUGCAAUAACUCGAGCAAUAGUUCGUUCAGACAUUCGCCAAAAACACCAAAUUGAGGGAUCUUGUUGUGAAGAUUUUAUAUGUCAUUUGUUUUGCCCAAUUUGUGCUCUAGUACAGGAAUCGAAGGAAAUUCAAUCUAAUGGUGGACCAGGUCCAUUAUCAAUGGCUAGAGAAUGAUUAUCCCUGUCCAAUAUAUAUGUUUGAAAAAAAUGUUUUAUUAGUAAUGGUAAUCUAAAAUUGCUGCUAAAUAUUGCUAUUGUAUUAUUGUUUUACGUAUUCAAAAUAAAUUUUCAAAGUACAAUCUUUUGAAAAAUAUA
This is a messenger RNA of Hydra vulgaris (swiftwater hydra), 519 nucleotides long. RefSeq lists its product as uncharacterized. NCBI's taxonomy places the organism in Eukaryota, Metazoa, Cnidaria, Hydrozoa, Anthoathecata, Hydridae. The record is from RefSeq and is a predicted model, not a curated record.